This is a messenger RNA of Drosophila erecta, 842 nucleotides long. RefSeq names its product gametocyte-specific factor 1 homolog. The coding region runs from base 92 to 616 and encodes 174 amino acids. NCBI's taxonomy places the organism in Eukaryota, Metazoa, Arthropoda, Insecta, Diptera, Drosophilidae. The transcript is spliced from 2 exons. The record is from RefSeq and is a predicted model, not a curated record.
UAAAGCGUUGCCGGACUGUCUGUCUUUUACGAAUACAUUUUAAAAGAAAUCUGAAACCUUAAAGGUAUUUUUAAGGAACGAAUUCUUAUUCAUGAUGGAUAACUACGACGAAUCCGAUAUGGUUUAUUGCCCGUACAACAAGGAGCACAAAAUGCUGCGCAAGAAGCUCCAGCAGCACAUUCUGAAAUGCCGUGUGAUCUACAAGGACACGGUGGAACUAAUGGUUUGCCCAUUUAAUAAAUCGCAUUUGAUACCAGAGCCCCAGUUCUUUCAACACACCAAAUCGUGCGAGGAUCGAAAUAUUAUAGUGCACUAUCAGACCAGCGCGCCUUCUGUUAUCAACGAAGACACCAGGCACCCCAAGAUCGAGUCCGAAGAGAACUGGGACGACGACGACCGUGUGCCCGAUUACGAUCCUCAGGUCUAUUGCUCCACGGCCAACAUAGUGAGGGAGCCCAAUGGGUUGUUUCCUGCCCAGCGAAAGGCUUUCAUCGAGCAGGAGAAGCGUCGUCACUUUGGCGAGGAUUACGAGGAGGAGAAGAAGCCGCCAAAGGCCAAGUCUCGCGCGGAUCCUCGUCCCACUCCCUACGAGUCCAGUAGACGCCAGCAAUUUUAGUCAAUCAAGAAUUGCUCCCAGUGCCAAAGAACAGAAACCAAAAUAUUUUAUCGAGGCUUUUCGACCUCGUUAUUAUAACCAACAAAAAUUCAUGGCCAAAGUGUUGAAUUACCAAUUUAACAUGUGCUGUGACACAAGUAUUUCUCGCAGCUCAGAUGAGCACGCGACAAAGAUCGCCGAUCUAUGAUAAUAAUCUGAGAUAAAUAAAUAACAUAUAUAUCCUAAA